CUCAUAUUUUAGCAUGGUAUCAAAGCGGCGAUCUUGGAAUUGCUGACUCUAGUUUCAAAACCCCAUCGCCGCUGAGCUGUUGUUUGAGUUGCUGCAUUUCCAUUUCAUUAAUCUCUAGUUUGUUUUGCUAGGAACUGUCUUUUUCUCAUGGCCUUGAGCACCCAAAGAGCCUCUGCAUCUCGUACUUCAGCUGAAUGGGCUCCUCCCCAUUGGAAGCAUGAUGUCUUUUUGAGUUUCAGGGGUGAAGACACUCGCAGUGGUUUUCUAUCCCAUUUAUACCAUGAACUGUACUGGCAAGCAAUUAAAACUUUCAAGGACGACCGAGACCUUGAAAUAGGAGCAACUAUUUCUUCUGAGUUGUUGACCGCAGUCAAAGAAUCACAUCUUGCCAUCAUUAUUCUCUCCCCAAAUUACGCUUCUUCCGCCUGGUGCUUGGAUGAACUUUCCAAGAUUCUUGAAUGCAUGCAAGACACCAAGAGAAUUCUACCAAUCUUUUAUCACGUGGAUCCUUCCGAUGUACGAAAUCAAAGGGGGAGUUUUGCGGAAGCCUUCACUAAGCAUGAAGAAAAGUUUAGGGUGGUGAAUUGGUGGAGAGCUCCUUUAAGAAAAGUAGGCAAUCUCUUCGGGUGGGAUUCAAAGCAUGAAGAGUUUAGUGGAGAUGUAGAGAUGGUGAAUCGGUGGAGAGCUGCUUUAACAAAAAUAGCCAAUAUCUCUGGGUGGGAUUCAAAGAAUUAUCCGUCGGAAGCAGAGCUUAUUAAACACAUUGUCAAAUAUGUGUUUAGGAAAGUGCAUCCAACGUUCAUGUUGUCAGGUUCUCUAGACAAGUUAGUCGGGAUUGAUUCUGCACUUGAGCAACUACAUUUGCAAUUAGCUCCCAAAGAUAAUGAUGUUCGCUUUAUAGGGAUAUGGGGGAUGGGCGGGGUAGGCAAAACAACCCUUGCUAAGCUAGUUUUCGAGAGAAUUUCCCAUCAUUUUGAACUUAGCUGGUUUCUAUCUAAUGUGAGAGAGGUUUCUGGAAAGCAAGGUGGUCUAGUUAAUCUACAAAGACAAAUUCUUUUCCCAAUCUUGAAAGAAAAUGUUGCCUAUGUUGGGGAUGAAGAAGCCGGAACCCUUUUCAUUCAGAACCGUUUAUGGAAUAAAAAGGUUCUUCUCGUGCUUGAUGAUGUGGGUCAACUAAACCAAUUAGAAAAACUGGUUGGAAAUAAAAAAUGGUUCGGUGUAGGGAGUAGAAUUAUCAUCACAACUAGGGAUGAGCGUCUACUAGUUGAGCAUGGUAUAGAGAAACUGUAUAAGGUCGUUGUAUUAAAGGAUGAUAAAGCUCUUGAGCUCUUUUGUCGACAUGCCUUUAAGAAAGAUCAGCCUAAGGAAGGUUUUCAGGAACUGUCACGGCAUUUCCUAGAUUAUGCCAAAGGCCUUCCAUUAGCUCUUAAAACUUUGGGGCGUGCUUUGUAUGGGAGAGAUCAAGAUGCGUGGAAGAGUGUGUUGCAUAAUCUAAACAAAAUUCCUGAUCCAGAUAUUUUUGAUUCACUCAAAGUAAGCUAUGAUGGACUAAAAGAGAUGGAGAAGAAAAUUUUUCUACAUGUUGCGUGUCUCCAUAGAGGGAAGAAUAAAGAGCAAGUAAUUCAAAUACUAGACUGUAUCCUUGACAUUUCCAGUCAUAUUGAGAUUGAUAUUCUUAUUGAGAAAUCUCUCUUAACUAUUGAGAAAUGCCACUUUCGUAGCAAUAUUGUUGAGAUGCAUGAUUUGAUACAAGAAAUGGCAUGGAAAAUUGUUCGUGAAGAGUCUCCCGAGCCUAGUAAACGCAGUCUUUUGUGGCAUCACAGUGACAUUUCUCAUGUAUUCAUGAACAAUACGGGAACAGGAGCAAUUGAAGGCAUGGUCCUAGCUCUGCCCAAAUUAGAAGAAGUGCCCUGGAAUUGUACUGAAGCCUUCAAUGAGAUGCACGGGUUAAGGCUCCUUCACUUUGAUAAUGUGAUGUUUUCUUCAGGCCCUAAAUUUCUUCCAAAUUCCUUAAGAAUUAUCCAUUGGAGUCGGUAUCCUUCCAAAUCGCUCCCAUCAUGUUUUGAACCACAUUUGCUUUCUAAACUAAAAAUGAGGGAAAGCAAACUUGUCCGGCUUUGGGAUGGAGCAAAGGAUUUUCCGAAUUUGAAAUAUAUGGAUCUUAGUAACUCUGAUAAAUUGACCAGUAUCCCAGAUUUCACACGCAUUCCAAAUCUUGAGAAAUUGAAUCUGGGCGGUUGUAAGAAAUUAGGCGAGGUUCACCUGUCUAUUGCAGUUCACAAAAAGCUAAAGGUUUUAAGUUUUUAUCAAUGUAAAAGUAUACAGUGUCUCCCAAGUGAGUUGGAAAUGGAUUCUCUUGAAUUCUUUAGUCUUUCGGGCUGCUCAAAAGUGAAAAAGAUUCCAGAAUUUGGGGAACAUAUGCAGAACUUGAAAACGAUUGUUCUAUGUGAGACUGCUAUCAAGCAUAUACCUUCAUCAAUUGGACGUCUGGUUGGCCUUGUUUGUCUAGAUAUACAUGAUUGCAAAAGUCUCUUGGGUCUACCGAGUGCGAUAUGCAAUUUGAAGUCUCUUAAAAGCCUCUAUGGCUACGGAUGCUCAAAAGUUGGCAUGAAAAAUCUCAAAACUCUAUCCCUUAGUGGAUCAGUUGCUUCAAGGGAUGGCAUUGGGUGGGGCGUUGACCGCAUAUUUGGAAUUAGAAAGAAUCCUGACCCUGAGCGUUGGGGUUUGGUGUUGCCCUCUCUAAAUCGUUUAGGGUCUUUGACGAAAUUAGAUCUGAGUGAUUGUAAUAUUGGUGAAGGAGCCAUUCCAGAUGAUAUCGGCUGCUUGUCUUCUUUAAAAGAGUUGGGCCUUAGGGGAAACAAUUUCGUUAGCCUUCCCUCAAGCAUUAGAUUCCUUUCUGAGCUUUGGAUUCUUCGAUUGCAGAGGUGCGAAAGGCUUGGGCAAUUGCCAGAUCUUCCGCCAAAGAGAUCCCCAUUAUUUGUACAUGUAGACGACUGUACUUCCUUAAAAAGGCUGUCAGAUCCAUCAAAGUUGAGCGAAGGAGCCAAUGUGUAUGGUUUUAUGUUUACUUGUUUUAAUUGCUUCAGAUUGGUUGAAGAAGAAGGCUGGAUUAAUAGAAUAUUUGCAAUGAUAAUGGGAUUGGCCGCUGAGGUAAGGUAUCAUGAUGACCGUAUUGUAUGGCCUGUAAGUGAAAUUCCAGAUUGGUUCGAUAAUCAUUGUGUGGGAGAUUCAAUAAUUGUGGAGCUGCCACCACAAACAUGUAGUGACUGGGUUGGGAUUGCUUUAUGUGUUGUUUUUGAAGAUUCUGCACAUCCAGACUACAAUUUUUUCCAAAUUCGCUUUUCAUGGAAACCGUAUGAUAAUACUUUUAUAGUCGGGGAUCUUAGGUCACAACACCUUUUCGUUUUCUAUUUGCCUCGCAAUGGUCCCUAUCUCAGGGAUGCCUCAGGCAGUCAUCAGUUAUCAUUUGAAGGGCAGUAUUGGUCAAAAGAUUCUGGGAAAAAAGAACUGAAAACAAGCUCGAUUAUAAAGAAAUGUGGAGCCCGUUUGGUGUACAAGAGAGAUUUGGAAGAACUCAGCCAAAUACUGAAAAUCUCGAAGCCAGUAGUAUAUGGAUACGAUGACGAGGCAGGCCCAAUUGAUAGUGGAAGUGGUGGCUCUGAUGAGGAAAACUAGUGUUAUUCACAAAGUUUCAAAUUUAUGAGAAUGAACCAACCACAAGUUCUCAAUCAGCGAAAACAGUAUGAUAACAUCCACAAUGGGCUCUCUAAACCACCUCCUUAGACUAGGAGCUCCUGUAGAAGCUCCUAAAUCCGAGGAGAGAGAAAGGACUCCUAGUG
Messenger RNA from Prunus mume (Japanese apricot), 3839 nucleotides. RefSeq names its product TMV resistance protein N-like. Gene Ontology annotation, molecular function: protein binding; ADP binding. Gene Ontology annotation, biological process: signal transduction; defense response. The record is from RefSeq and is a predicted model, not a curated record. NCBI's taxonomy places the organism in Eukaryota, Viridiplantae, Streptophyta, Magnoliopsida, Rosales, Rosaceae.